This is a messenger RNA of Acanthosepion pharaonis, 591 nucleotides long. The record is from the annotation of a GenBank genome assembly. NCBI's taxonomy places the organism in Eukaryota, Metazoa, Mollusca, Cephalopoda, Sepiida, Sepiidae.
AUGGGUUCUUCAUCUUCAUAUUCGCCUCUUACGUCUGGUUAUUUCCGUCGUCGACAUUGUUGUCACUGCAGUAAGCGUUGCCGAUCGACAUGUGGAGUGAUUGCGUUUUUGUCCGCCGUCGCAAUUAGUCUGACUUUCGCCAUUGUCUUCAUUUAUAUUUUCAUGACUUAUCCGUCACAUGCGUCUUGUGCAAUAGAAUGGACAUUUAAGAGUAAUUGCACUUCCAUUGGCAACAAGAUUGAACAUCAGUUUGAAAAAUGGUCAACCAAUGUCUGUAAGGAAGGGAAAAUGAAAUGCAUGUACAAGCUGACAUAUUUCAAUGAAAGCCUGAUUGAAGGGACCCACACGACCCCCAAAAUGCAUUUUGUUGAUUCAUUAAAUUUUCACUUGAAUAAAAUAAAUGACACUUGUUAUGUCAAGGGGUUCUCUUCAUCGGAUCUUUGGUUUGCCUUGUUAGAUUUUGGUACCAAUUACUGCAAUUUACACAACUUGAUUACAGGAAGUGGUUUGGACAAAAUGGCUGGCUAUUCUGAGUCAACUGCAAAUGCUGUUUGCACUCUUUAUACUUCAAGUAAUUGUGAUGUCUACUAA